UACUUUUUCUCCAUCUCUUCCCCGUGUCUUUCUUUCUUUCUUUCUCCCUCUCUUAUGCUCUGUGUCCUUGGAUGGAGCAGCUGAUGAACUGGGCAUCAAGUUCAUGGAAAGCCGUGAGACUUACCAGAGAAGGGUGCUGUCCAUCUUCAGCAUUGCCUCAGGGAUCUGUUUUCUCGGAGUGGCAUGCAUGGCUCUCUAUCGCCGCAACAAGAGACACAGGGAAAAGCUCCGGGCACACUUCUUGGAGAGCCGGAAUCUGAGGGUGUGCAGUAUCAAUGCCUCUGGGUUCAUGUCUAAAUCCAGCCCAAGGCCUCAGUGUGGCUGGCAGCUUCAAAAGUGCUACAAAUCUCAUGGGUUCUCCCCUCCUCAAGGGUGCAGCAGUCUGUCAGCUGGCGCACCAACAGCAGCUCCACCGACUCUCAACAGAGCACUCCCCAAAGGGAAAAGCUUCAGGAGUAGCUCCCUGUCACUCAGUCCACCCCAAAGACACCAGGACACUCAUCACUUCAGGACCCUGCCAAUCUCUCGAGGACCAAGGGUUGCUGGCCCCGCCUAUAAGCACCUGCAAGAGGUAGAGUCUACAGAGAUGGAGGCGGAGUCUUUAAGAGGGUUUGACACUGGGAGGGAUGGUGGUGACGACCGCCAGCGCAGCAGGUUCCAGAAUAUGCAAACCCUGUCUCGUUCAGCGUGGAAGAAAGAUUGGAGGGAGGUGCCCUACACCCGUCUGGACAGAGGACUAAAACCUGCUCCUCCCUCUCUCCGCACACGAUCGGUCCCCAUCAUCCUCUCUCUCCAGGGACACGGCCGUGAGGAGGGUCACAUGGAUGAGACCAGGCAGGGGGUCUCGCAGGGAGGAGGUCUCGCUGGGCCAGGUCACAAGCCCCAAGGACCUGCCAAUGGCAGCAGCCACACCCCCCGUCACUCAACCAUCUCUUCCUCUGAGACUGUACUAGAAUCUGAGGCCAGAUCCAGUCAUUUGCGUCCCUGCGGCGUUAAGACUGUACUGGGGUUAGGGACAAGCUCUAGCCACGUGCACCACGGCUCCUCUGAAACUCCAGUAGGGCCAGGGGGCUCGUUCCAACACGCCGGGACAGCAGCAUCCAGAUCAGGUGUUCCCAGGUUGAACAGCAGGAACACUAUUAUUGCUGUGACCGUGCUGGAGUCCGAGGGAAAGAACAUGCGGUAUACACCCAGAUUGCUAUACAGCUGUCCCGGGAGCAGGGGUCCUCAGGCAGGAGGCCAAAGGGAGGCCCAGGGGCUCGGGGAACAAUACGCCCCCCCACCCCUGAUGGAUGGAGGGGCAAACUGCUUCCUGACAGCAGUGGUGAGCAGAGGUGCUGGAAUUGAUUAUGCCAAAACUUCUGCCAGCUGAGUGGACUAGAUCUUGCCGACAGGUGUGGUGAUAUUGAUGAUUUGUCGCCACAGAUGGUUUGUUUACAUAGCAGGUUAGGAUAAUUCAUGUUGGGGCAGGGAUGUGCAAAUAUGACAAAAUACAAUUUCAAAAUACCAUAAAGAACAACGUAUGAAAAUAAACUACAAAAUACUUCUAUUUUGAAAUGUAUUUAAUUAAAAUAAAUGUAUUUUGUAUUUUAAAAUACAGAAAUACAUUUGCAAGUUGCCGGACCGAACAGCAACAACAUUCUCAGUAACGGUUACAGAAACAUUUGACUUGCUAUGACUGUGAUACGCUGUUGUUUAUCAACAUGAGUUGAAUGCACUGACUGUAAGUCACUCAGGAUAAGAGUGUCUGCUAAAUGACCAAAAUAUAAAUGUAUAUGUGAAAAUAAACAUACCAAAGCACACUAGGUAUUACUAUUGGCCUUGUUUCGGGGCGAAGCUCAUUAGAGUAAUACUCAGCAUGCUUUUCAAUUGUUCAUUUGUACAUAUACAAUUAUAUUUUGUUAAUUUAUCAGAUGCUCUUAACACACCAUAUUGCCAUCAGAAUUUUGAUACCAACGCAGGGUGAAAGGGGGCCACAAAAUUGUGAACCGCUAUAAAAAGAAUUGUAUAGAAAAAAGUAUUUUGUCAUUUGAAAAUACAAAAUAUAGCUCUCAACAAUAUCUUGUUAAAACAUACAUUGGAGUGCAGUUCAGCCCAGUGUAAUACAAAUUACACAAAAUACUCAGAAGUAAUUGAAAUACACAUUUCAAAUACAUGUAACAGAAAUACUGCCCAUCUCUGGUUGCAGGUUAGGUGAAUUAACGUGGUAGGUUAGAAUUAACACAGCAGGUUUGGUGAAUUAAUGUAGCAUGUUAGGAGAAUGGGGUUAAGGUUAGGAAGAAGUGUUAGGCAUAGCUACAAUGCUACAGUUGUCAACAACUGUUGUCCCUGACGUGGCCACUAGUUUGCGCUCUAGUCCUCCAUCUGGCCACAAUGGUAAAAACAUAAACAAUAUCUGGUGACAAAUCAUCAGUAACAUGACACCUGCAGGGAAAGAUUCCGCCCACCUGCAUCGACAACAUGAGGGGAGUGGGACCACCUGCCUAAAAAAUUGGACCAAUCACAGAUGGCCCCCGGUUUCUGUAAAAGAGCCACAGCAGCGUGGACUGCAGAAAAGAAUUUAUUGAUACAUUUAAGACCUUGAAUUAUGAAGAAUACACACACAGUCUAUGUGAAUAAUGUGAAACAAUGCAGACGGACAUAAAGACUGGAGUGGGAGAUUGAUUUAAAAGUGUAUAAAAUAAUAUAUACAUGAUCUAUAUGGCACUAUCUAAACAACGCUUCUACUUAGAAACCAAAAUAGUGUGUCAUCGCUAUGUUGUUUCUCUAUUGUAAAGAAAUCUAAUUGUAUAUGUCAUAUAUAUAAAGUGGGGAGAACAAGUAUUUGAUACACUGCUGAUUUUGCAGGUUUUCCUACUUACAA
Messenger RNA from Oncorhynchus tshawytscha (Chinook salmon), 2863 nucleotides. RefSeq lists its product as uncharacterized. The transcript is spliced from 6 exons. The coding region runs from base 104 to 1372 and encodes 422 amino acids. The record is from RefSeq and is a predicted model, not a curated record. Gene Ontology annotation, molecular function: chemorepellent activity. Gene Ontology annotation, biological process: nervous system development; animal organ development; intracellular signal transduction. NCBI's taxonomy places the organism in Eukaryota, Metazoa, Chordata, Actinopteri, Salmoniformes, Salmonidae.